Molecule: messenger RNA, 294 nt
Organism: Purpureocillium lilacinum
Lineage: Eukaryota; Fungi; Ascomycota; Sordariomycetes; Hypocreales; Ophiocordycipitaceae
Source: RefSeq, a predicted model, not a curated record
AUGACCGCAGACCGAAUCUCACGCGUCUGGGCUAGGCUCGCUUGCCCGCCCUCCUCAAGUGGGAAGGGGCGCGCGAUAGCUGGCGAUGCCUGCCGGAUGUUCUUCACCCGUUGCCUUUCGCUGCCGGCAUUCGAACUGCUGAUCAAGUCGAUCGCUGCUGAGUGCCCUGGCCCCCUCCGCAUGAGCGAGUGCUGCUGUGCCGCUGGUCAACCUAGACGAGGCAGCCACGCGCCAGGCGAAGUCGAGGAAGCCCUCCAUGGUCUCCUUGGGCGUCUGCCAUGGCUGUGGCAUUGA